AUGGCUUUGUGUAAGAUAAACACUUUCAUAAAUCUAUUAAGACAUAACACUCCAAAACCAAUUUUGUGUAAAUCAUUAAUAAAAACAAAUAGUGUCGGUUAUUCUAAACCUUUGUUAGUUGGUUCCCAACGCUGGUUAUUUCAUGAAAGCAGUAGAAAAGGGGGAUACGAAACAGAACAAAAAAUAUCAAAUUUUCAACAUCUUAAAAAUGGAUUUAAAGAACUGAAGGAAGAGUUUAAACUUUUUGGAGAAGAAGUGAAGGAAUUAAUCAUAACAGAUCCAUUAUUGGUUGCUAGACCAGGUGAAACAGACAUACUCUGGUGUUUCAAUGAGUCUAGUAAGUUGGACAGUUUUACAACGACCUGCGACAGUGACCACAAUGAAGGUUUUAGUAAAUGCAACUUUGACAUGAGCAGCGCCGGUAGAGGCCUGUUUCACGGCUACCUUGAUACUCGUGUACCGAAAGAUGGACGGAUAAAAAAGGCGGGCUAUUGUGCUAUAAGAUCGAAGAGAGUACGAAAAUCAUUCAAGCGGGCGGGAACGUACGACUGGCAUCUGUACAAUACUCUAGUUCUGAAGAUAAGAGGCGAUGGCAGGUCCUACCUGCUGAACAUAUCCUGUGAAGGAGUGUAUGAUAUCACAUGGAAUGAUAUUUAUCAUUACGUUCUUUAUACGAGAGGUGGACCUUAUUGGCAGAUUGCAAAGAUACCUUUCUCAAAGUUCGUGCUAGGUUCAAAAGGGCGCAUUCAGGACAAACAGACUAGGUUCCGAUUUGACAGAGUGACACACUUCGGCAUCUCUUGCGGUGACAAGAUCAACGGCAAAUUCGAUCUGGAAAUCGAAUAUAUUGGACUGGAGUUUGACCCCACUCAUAAUGAAGAAUUUGCCUACGAAAUGUACAAAACAGAUAAAUAUAUUGUUGGAGUUUAA
Spodoptera littoralis (African cotton leafworm) is the source of this 930-nucleotide messenger RNA. Lineage: Eukaryota; Metazoa; Arthropoda; Insecta; Lepidoptera; Noctuidae. The record is from the annotation of a GenBank genome assembly.